Messenger RNA from Mycena indigotica, 579 nucleotides. RefSeq lists its product as uncharacterized. The transcript has a single exon. The record is from RefSeq and is a predicted model, not a curated record. NCBI's taxonomy places the organism in Eukaryota, Fungi, Basidiomycota, Agaricomycetes, Agaricales, Mycenaceae. Bases 1 to 579 code for a protein of 192 amino acids.
AUGGCUCACGGUCCCCGCGCUCUUCGCCGCACUCCCUCGAUCUCUUCUUCCGGAUCGUCUUCAACUAUGGCCACUGACUUGAAGCCAUCCCCGGGUCUUACCAAACGCUUCUUGCGGAAGAGAGUGCAGGACAACCUCCACGUGGACAGACUGGUCAAAAAAGUGCUGAAGCAGGAGAAGUCAAGAGCCAAACAGGCUCGGAGGAUGCGCAAACUCGAGAAACAGGCGAGCGGGUCGCAUUCGUCAGCGUAUGAUGCCGAUGUCGAGUCGGUGAAUUCUUCGCGCACAAUCAUCACGGCCAAGACUCGAGCUGCUAGUCCCUCAGGCUCCAAUCGUGAUCACAACGAACCCCGUCCACUCCAGCCGUCGUACUUGAGCGAGACAAUCGGGAAAUGUCAAAGCCCCUACCUCCGUGCAGCCAAGCGGUCAGGCAUCAUCACCCAGCACAAUGCAGAGGUUGAUAUCGCCGGAGAAGCGGUCCGCUUUCGGGUCGAGGACGAUGACUGGGAUGAAGGUGUGGUCAAAGAGAUGAAAUAUCGAUGGUGCGAUGGGCAAGACAUGAUAGAUGAAGAGCUUUAA